Mesoplodon densirostris (Blainville's beaked whale) is the source of this 582-nucleotide messenger RNA. Its product is annotated as probable E3 ubiquitin-protein ligase TRIML2. The coding region runs from base 1 to 582 and encodes 193 amino acids. The record is from RefSeq and is a predicted model, not a curated record. The transcript has a single exon. Lineage: Eukaryota; Metazoa; Chordata; Mammalia; Artiodactyla; Ziphiidae.
AUGUCCAAAAGGCUCCGCUCCCAGUUAGAGCAAGAAAUCCCAGAAGAUGUCUACUGUGAGAUACAUCUGGAGCCACCACAGCUGUUCUGCCAUGAUGACCAAAUCACGCUUUGUGACAAGUACUUCAAGUCCCAGGAGCACAAGAAUCAGGUGGUGUAUGGAGUACAAGAGGCUGCUGAGAAUUAUAGGAAGUUAUUCCAGGAGAUAUUGAACAUACUGAAGGAGAAACUUGAAGUAGCUAAAAGCAUAUUGGCUGAUGAGCAAGAAAGAAUGGUCAUGAUGCAGGAAGAAGAGCAGAAUUUUAAAGUGAUGAUUGAGUCUGAAUAUAGGAUAAGGGUCCGAUUGAUGAUUGAAGAAAACAAAGUGAACUUCCAGAGCCUGCAACGUUGCAGAUUCAACCUGAACUUGAGAGAAGCCAAUCAGAACCAACUGAUGGAGUUUGCCACAAAGCUAAAGGAGAAGUUCCAGGAAAUACUACAGAGACUGAACUGUUUGUGGAGAAAGAACAUGAAUAAACUGAGGGAGAGUGAAGUCAGGCUCUCUGAACAGAUCUGCAGGCUCCAAAAAUCACUGCAGAGCUAG